Molecule: messenger RNA, 1449 nt
Organism: Sycon ciliatum
Lineage: Eukaryota; Metazoa; Porifera; Calcarea; Leucosolenida; Sycettidae
Exons: 1
Coding region: 1-1449 (482 amino acids)
Molecular function (GO): nucleic acid binding
Source: RefSeq, a predicted model, not a curated record
AUGAGAGGUAAAUCCUACAUUGAUUUACCGAACGAGCUCAAGAAAAAGAAGGCAAUCAUCAAUGUCAAGAAUAAGGAUGAUAAAUGUCUGAUGUGGGCACUGCUCUCAGCUCUGUAUCCAGCAAAGAAAAAUAGUAACAGGGUAACUCAUUAUACAGACUAUAGCAACAAACUUGAUCUGUUCGGAAUCGAUUUUCCAACACCACUGAGUCAGAUUUCCAAAGUCGAGAAGCAAAACAACCUAGCUAUCAAUGUCUUUGGGUAUGAGGAUAACGUGAUCUAUCCACUACUGCUGACAAAGAAAAGAGGUGAGGAAGUGAUCAAUCUUCUACUAUACCAAAAAGAAGAUCAGAAUCACUACUGUUGGAUCAAAGAUUUCAGCAGAUUGUGCUACGAUCAGUCAAAGCAUAAAGCCAGGAAAUUCUUCUGUACAAGAUGUCUCCAACCACACAACACAGAGAAAUCCCUGAGCAAUCAUCAGGAGUAUUGUGAUAAUGUCACUGGAUUAUCAGCACACAUGGUACUACCAGAACCAGACGAAGAUGGAAAUCCACCAACACUGAAGUUCAUUAAUCAUAACAAAAUGCUACAAUGUCCCCAUGUAAUCUAUGCUGACACUGAGGCACUGAUCAAGAAAAUUGAUGGAGUGAAAAGCCAACAAACCAGCCGGGAUUCACAGCAUGUUCCUUGUGGUUUUGGUUACGUCGUGGUGCGUUCUGACGGAGUGAUGACAAGUCAGUGUUUCUACCGGGGUGCUGAUGCCAUGGAUGUAUUCUUUGAUAAACUCAAAGCUGAGGAGAAGAAAAUCCAAUCAGCACUCAAUAAUCCAGCACCGAUGGAUCUCACUAAGGAACAAGAAGAAUUGUUCAGAGAGACAGAAGACUGUUGGAUUUGUAAAAAGAAACUUGGUGAUGACAGAGUCCGUGAUUACGACCACAUCACUGGUGAUUUCCGCGGUGCCGCACACAAUGACUGUAACAUCAAACUCAGAAUUUAUCCAUACAAGCAGCACAUCCCUGUGGUUUUUCACAACCUGAAAGGCUAUGACAGUCAUCAUCUCAUCGGAGCAAUCGGAAAGACAGAUGUUGAGACCGUCACAUACACGGAUAAGGACGGUGUGUGUAGGAGUAAAACUGUGGGUGAGAUAUCAGUCAUUCCCAACAACAUGGAGAAAUUCAUCUCAUUCACAUGGAGACAGUUCCGGUUCAUCGACAGCUGCCAGUUUCUCAAUGCGUCACUCGAUAGACUUGUGAAAACGACACCAGAUGAGUCAUUCAAUCACACCAAGACGUUGCCAAACCAUCAGCUGUUGGUGAGGAAAGGAGUAUACCCCUAUGAGUACAUGAACAGCUUCUCCAGGCUCGAUGAGACUCAGCUACCUGCACAGAGUAAGUUCUAUUCUUCACUGUCUGAUGAGGGGGUGAGUGACGAUGACUACAAAACAUGCUGA